UGUAACAAGUUUUUGGAUGUGUCACUAAAUGUCAGGUGUUUCAGUUGUGCCACAAGAGACUGUGAGAGAAGCCUUCAAACUAGCAUUUUCAAAAUGGUCACAGGUUUCACCCUUCACAUUCAAGGAGACUCGAGGAUACUCCGACAUCGCGAUCGGUUUCUACAGUGGCGAGCACGGCGAUGGCGUGACCUUCAACAACACCAUUGUUGCCCACGCUUAUCCGCCAAUUGAUGGAAGGCUCCAUGUUAAUGCAGAUAAAGGUUGGAGCAUUAAGGAUCCAAUACAAGAAGAUAAGAAUAUUCAUAGAGGUGACACGUAUGAUUUGGUUUGGGUUGCAAUGCAUGAAAUAGGGCACAUUCUUGGACUUGACCACAGUAACGAUGAAGAUGCUAUCAUGUAUCCGUUUAUUGCUCCUCUUAAAAACAAGAGAGCGUUUGUUGUUGAUGAUGUUACUGGAAUUCAGGAAUUGUACUCAUUGGGAGUUCAACGGGAUUUUCAUUAUCCAAGUGCUAUGGGAUUUAGAUUGCAAAGUUAUCAUCUCUUGAUUGUUGCUAUUUUUUGCUUAUGGGUUAUGUAUAUAUUUUUGUCUGUGAUGCUUUCGGUGUUCUUAGAUUAAUUCUAAUUAGUAUGCUAGUUAAUUGGGUUUAGUGUAGAGACUAAGUUUUAACUUGGCUUUGUAGGAAGAUGAAUGUCUUGUAGAAUUAAGUAGAGAAUUGAUAUCUUGUAA
This is a messenger RNA of Arachis duranensis, 727 nucleotides long. Its product is annotated as metalloendoproteinase 1-MMP-like. The coding region runs from base 29 to 616 and encodes 195 amino acids. Gene Ontology annotation, molecular function: metalloendopeptidase activity; zinc ion binding. Gene Ontology annotation, biological process: proteolysis; extracellular matrix organization; collagen catabolic process. NCBI's taxonomy places the organism in Eukaryota, Viridiplantae, Streptophyta, Magnoliopsida, Fabales, Fabaceae. The transcript has a single exon. Gene Ontology annotation, cellular component: extracellular matrix. The record is from RefSeq and is a predicted model, not a curated record.